CCAUCUUGCAAUUACUGUACCUCCCCUCGUUGCCGUACCUUUAUGAACGUCCUCAGCUCCUUUUUAAGAUACUUCACUGCAGAGCUUGACCCUGUAGGAGACAGUCUGCUGCCCGAAGAAGCCACCAUGGCAACAACAGGCAAGUACAAAUAUACCGACAUAAUCCUGGAGAUCAAAGCGAAAAUAGGGAUAAUCAGACUCAAUCGACCCAAAUCACUCAAUGCUUUUGGUGGCAAACUGCUGAUUGAGGUGGUUUCCGCCCUGAGAGAGCUGAAUGAACACCCAGACACUGUUUUCACGGUGCUCACCGGUGAAGGGAGGUUUUUCUCCUCCGGUGCCGACGUGAAAGCCGCCGUUGCUGCAGCAGACGUCGAAUAUGCUACGCCAGCUGAAAAGAAGGUAGCGUUCAUGGCUACACAUGCAACGACAGUGGAACUGCUCCGCUCCAUCAUUGACCAUAAAAAAGUCUUUGUUCUCGCCCUUAACGGGCCGGCUGUUGGUGGUGGUGCGGCCUGGUUCGAAGGGGUUGCCGAUAUCAUUCUUGCUGCCGACGAUGCAUACCUGCAAGUGCCAUUUAGUGCUCUCGGCUUGGUCCCCGAGUUCGGAUCCGCCACGUCAUUUUACCAUUCGAUUGGCGCACACCGGGCCAACGAUUUUCUCAUGUUCGGCAGGAAGCUGACAGCGCAAGAACUCGAACAAUGGGGUCUGGUGAAUAGAAUCUUCCCUAAGCAGAACUUCCAGCAGAAGGUGCUUGACUUUCUGGAGGAGCAGCUGGACAUCAAUGAUGGCAAGAGCAUGAUGGAGGCCAAGAGACUGCAGAAUCUACCUCUCAGGAGGGAUCGGAUGCUUGCGGUGUACGACGCCGCCGAAGCUUUGGCAGAACGAAUCGUCGAGGAUGCCCAGAAGAAAAGAUUUCAGGAGAGAAAUCGUUCGUUGAAUUCGAAAGGAAAAGGCACUGCGAAAUUGUGAGAACGUGAAGAGUAGUCACUUCUUCCAUGGAAGGAGUAAAUUAUCAUGUCCAUAGUCCGUCAAUAUGGCUGUCGACACACCUUGACAGAUUCUGCAGCGUUGUAUGAGCUCUGCCUACCGUUAUCACACGAUCUACCCUAGACUCUACUACUAUGGUUCAUAUCGGUAGUCCUUGUACGAGUAAUCGUUCUGUCUCAGCCUUGUCAGCCGAACUGACGAGGCUGAGACGUCAAGUUGAAAUGCAAUGCCGAGGUCCAACCACA
This is a messenger RNA of Exophiala viscosa, 1232 nucleotides long. Its product is annotated as enoyl-CoA hydratase. Gene Ontology annotation, cellular component: peroxisomal matrix. NCBI's taxonomy places the organism in Eukaryota, Fungi, Ascomycota, Eurotiomycetes, Chaetothyriales, Herpotrichiellaceae. The record is from RefSeq and is a predicted model, not a curated record. The transcript is spliced from 3 exons. Gene Ontology annotation, biological process: fatty acid beta-oxidation. Bases 43 to 969 code for a protein of 308 amino acids.